Messenger RNA from Cololabis saira (Pacific saury), 1001 nucleotides. RefSeq names its product nudix (nucleoside diphosphate linked moiety X)-type motif 17 (gene nudt17). The record is from RefSeq and is a predicted model, not a curated record. Gene Ontology annotation, cellular component: cytosol. Gene Ontology annotation, molecular function: NADH pyrophosphatase activity. The transcript has 8 exons. Lineage: Eukaryota; Metazoa; Chordata; Actinopteri; Beloniformes; Belonidae. The coding region runs from base 87 to 1001 and encodes 304 amino acids. Gene Ontology annotation, biological process: NAD+ catabolic process; NADP+ catabolic process.
UCGCCCCCGGAAGUGCCUGGUUCGUGUUUCACAGCUGUGGUCACGUGACCUGCAGGAGGAUACUGGACGAGGAUCCUGGACGAGUCAUGGAUAAAGUCCGGAGGAUCCUGGUCUACGUGUCCCGGGACCGAGCGGCUCCGCAGCCGGCCCACUUCGUCCAGAGCGUAACGGGCCUCUUCGCCGACGGCGGCGAGGACGAGGUGGAGGUGAGCUGCUGCCUGGACCAGAACCGCUUCCUGCUGUCCGGAGGCCCAGGGCCCCCCGGAGGACCGGCGGGCCCCCGGGUCCCUCUCAAGAGAGCCGCCUCCUGUCCCAUCCAGCAUCUGUCCCCCGAGGACGCGGCGGCCGUCCCCCCGGAGACCCGGGCCCGGGGCGUGGACGUGGGCGUGGCCGUGCUGCUGCAGACGGCCGGCCAGAGGCUGCUGCUGACCCGCCGGGCCCGGGACCUGCGGAUCUUCCCCGGGGUCUGGGUCCCCCCGGGGGGACACGUGGAGCCCGGGGAGACGCUGCUGCAGGCGGGGCUCCGGGAGGUGGAGGAGGAGACCGGACUCAGACUGGAACCACAGGAAGCUGCUCCGACCAUCCUGGGACUCUGGGAGUCGGUGUUUCCAGCCUUCCGGUCCAGAGGUCUCCCCCACAGACACCACGUGGUGGUCUACGUGCUGCUGCGGUCGCCGCUCACCCACCUGCAGCUGCAGGCCUCCCUAAGCCCCUCCCCCGCCGAGGUCGGCGCGUGUCUCUGGAUGGACGUCCGGCUGGCCAGAGCCGUGGUGUCGGCCGCCGACGGGGGGGACGACCCGGGGGACGUGCCGGACACCGUCAGCAUGUCCCUGGUCUCCCCCGACGGCUCCCUGAGCAACUCCUCUCUUUCUGGAUCCGUCUUCACCAGUCCGGCUCCGACCAGCGGUCCGGACGUGGAGCGGGUCAGCACCGGUACCAUCUACGCCCUGGAGAAGUGGCUGCAGAGCCUCCACCCAAACGCUGGUCCCACCGAGGGCUGA